Molecule: messenger RNA, 1539 nt
Organism: Cyprinus carpio (common carp)
Lineage: Eukaryota; Metazoa; Chordata; Actinopteri; Cypriniformes; Cyprinidae
Product: lysophosphatidylserine lipase ABHD12-like
Exons: 13
Coding region: 225-1277 (350 amino acids)
Biological process (GO): monoacylglycerol catabolic process; phosphatidylserine catabolic process
Cellular component (GO): endoplasmic reticulum membrane
Molecular function (GO): phosphatidylcholine lysophospholipase A1 activity; monoacylglycerol lipase activity
Source: RefSeq, a predicted model, not a curated record
UUGUGUAGGGUAAAUAGUUAAGAGUGCCCCAUGCUCUUUAUAAUUAAGCGAAAAAGAGUUCAAUCUGACAGAAAAAAUAAAAAAAAAAUCAGUCUGCAACAAUUUUUCCACAUUUAGCACACGGAAGUAGAAAUCGGUGCAGGAAUGUGAAUGUUUUUUUUUGUCAAUUAUUACCAAAGUUGUGUGUAAAGUAAACAGACAGACAGAGUCCCGUGCUCUUCAAAAUGAAGAAAAGAAUCAAUAAAUCUGAAAGAAAAUUUCAGUCUGCAGGAGGAUUGCAACGAUCCAGUCAGAAACCUAAGGGUUUAAACGUGCAUGCAAGAUCCCAGUGGCGAUGGACUUGGACUAAAAUGACACUUCUUUCUCUCGGCAUCCUCUCUGCGUCUGUACCAUUUCUUCUGCAUCUCUUGUCUGACUCUAUUGACCUCAGCCGACCAUCGGAUAUUGGUCUCAAUCACACUUUAAAUAUCUACCUCAAACCCGAAGAGGGGGUGAAAGUGGGCGUGUGGCACACUGUACCUGAACAUAGAUGGAAGGAGGCGCAGGGAAAGGAUCUAGACUGGUAUGAGAAAGCUCUGGGGGACGGAUCACCUAUUUUCAUCUACCUCCAUGGCAACAAGGGUAACAGAUCUGCACUUCAUCGAAUUGGAAUUGCAAAUGUUUUGAGUGCUGUUGGAAUUCACGUUUUGGCGCUGGACUACAGAGGUUUUGGGGACUCCACUGGUGAGCCUACAGAGGCUGGUCUGUGUACUGAUGUCUUAUACUUGUACCACUGGGUUAAGGCACGCAGUGGAAACAGCCUGGUGUGUGUGUGGGGUCACUCGCUUGGUAGUGGUGUUGCGACUACCACUGCAGUGAAAUUACUAGAACAAGGAAAACAGUUUGAUGGAAUAAUACUCGAAGGUGCAUUCCUAAAUGCGAGGAUGGAAACUAAUAAACUUACUGAACACCCUUUUACCUGGUUUUAUUGGAAGUUCCCAUACAUUCAGUACUUCUUGUUCAAUCCACUGAAAAACAAAGAUUUGAAUCUUCCAAAUCAUGAGAAUUUGCAAAAAAUUCGAACUCCCCUUAUGAUUCUCCAUGCUGAAGAUGACCAUUUAGUGCCCUUUGCCUCAGCUCAAGAGCUCUUCAGAACUGCAAAAAAGGCCCAAAACUCAGAUGAGCGUGUCAAGCUGGUACCAUUUGAUGCAUCACUUGGAUAUCUUCAUAAUGGGUUGUAUAAAGACCCUGGUCUGCCAAAUAUCAUAAGGGAGUUUGUGCAGUCACUGAUGACAUGAUACACACAGAGAAGGAGGAGGAUUUGCACGCAUACUAAUAACUGUCUAAAUAGCUGUACAACUGGUGCUAUAACUGUAUAUUUAGUAAUUAAACCAGUAUGCACUUCUUGGAUAUAAAACAUUGUAAUGUCUGAAGUAAAUUUUACAGAAUUGCCCCCAGGGUGAAUUUAUUGUCUUGUUAAUAUUUGUAACAUUCAUUUCUUUUAAGACUGCAGUUAAUCAUUUUUCACAAUGCAUAAUAAAAUCAGUUGUAUAGAUUCUU